Trypanosoma grayi is the source of this 627-nucleotide messenger RNA. RefSeq lists its product as hypothetical. The transcript has a single exon. The record is from RefSeq and is a predicted model, not a curated record. Bases 1 to 627 code for a protein of 208 amino acids. NCBI's taxonomy places the organism in Eukaryota, Euglenozoa, Kinetoplastea, Trypanosomatida, Trypanosomatidae.
AUGGAGCGUGGCACCAACAACAUGCUGUAUGACUGCCUGGUGAGGGUGGGGGGGGGGCUUGGAAAACUGCAGAGCAGCGAGGUGGACUACGCAUGGCCGCGGAACUUGGGUGUCCUCAUGCUGGAUUUUCCUGACAAUGCGGUGCUGAAUGGGAUCAUUGCGGGCUCCAAAUCUCCCUUUAAUGGGUGCAAUACACGCAUCGACGGCACAUGCUUCUGGAUUUCAUGUCCUUCAUGCAUCGCCGGGGAUGUGGACGUGACGACUGGAAGCCGCGGCGCCGUUGCUGUUCGUGACGUGGAGGUGGUAGAUCGCAUCCCUGGCACCCAGGACGGGGAGUGGUGCCAAGUGGUGGCCGCCGAGCGCAUGGCUGACAACGGCACCGCGUUCGGCAACUUUACCGACGACCACUUUGUUGUUGAGCCGGCAGGCGAGCGGGGGUGGCGUCGAGUCCCGGCAGGUGGACCUUGUCAACAUCGCGACGACGUGCCCCGCGGCUCGCGCCACGAGCGGGGAGCUCUUCACGCCGCUGUCCAAUGUGUUCUGCAAGCAGCUGACGUGGGACCAGUACAUCCCGCUCUAUGCCGCCCUCAUGCGCAUUAUGGCGAAGACGGGUGCGUUUUGGUUUGA